This is a messenger RNA of Penicillium verhagenii, 1239 nucleotides long. Its product is annotated as serine hydrolase domain-containing protein. The coding region runs from base 1 to 1239 and encodes 412 amino acids. The transcript has 4 exons. NCBI's taxonomy places the organism in Eukaryota, Fungi, Ascomycota, Eurotiomycetes, Eurotiales, Aspergillaceae. The record is from RefSeq and is a predicted model, not a curated record.
AUGAAGUCAUUUCCUCAUGUGAUCAAUGAGGCACUCAAAAGCCAGAUCAAUUCGGCCUGUAGUGCUGAGAAUGGCUUACCGGGCGCUUCUGUUGCCAUUGUGGGGAAAGAUGGCAAGCUAUUGUUCUCCCACGCAGGAGGGCAGAGAGGAAUUGUGAAACCCGAGCCCAUGACAACCGAUAGCGUGUUUUGGAUCGCGUCGUGUACGAAGUUGAUCACCGGGAUUGCGUGUAUGCAGCUCGUGGAACAGUGUCGGCUUUCCUUGGAUGAUGCCGACGAGACUGAGCGCAUCUGCCCUGAGUUGAAGGAUAUCAAAGUCUUACAAGACGAUGGCACAUUGGUUGAUAAAAAGCGAGGCAUUACCUUACGGAUGCUUCUGACGCACACGGCUGGGUUCGGAUAUGCCUUUAUGAAUGACAAAUUGCGAGACUACAGUCAUCCAGCCGGUUAUGAUGAGUUUUCGGGUGACUUCAGAGACUUUAAGCAACCACUUGUGCACCAGCCGGGAGAAGCUUGGGAGUAUGGAGUAAACAUCGACUGGGUAGGCGUCGUGAUUGAACGCAUCACCAAUAAGUCACUGAACGAUUACUUCCACCAACACAUCUUUGAGCCGCUAGGGCUUACUCAUAUAUCCAUGGUGCCCACUUCAGAGAUGAAGGAGGAGCUCGCCUAUAUGCACCACCGUGACUUGAAAGGCCGAAUCUGGCCUCGAGACCAUUUGCUCCGGCGAGCACUGACAGCAGAGUCCAAAUCAGACUUAGACUCCUAUUUCAACAGUGGCGGAGCUGGAUGCUUCUCGAAGCCGGAGGAUUACUGCCAAAUCCUAGCAGUGCUUCUCAAUGGUGGAACCUCGCCGACCACUGGAGCGCAACUGUUGAAGGAAGAUACUGUGGAACAAAUGUUCUGCGACCAGGUUGCGCAUCUUCCGCCUCUGUGCGAAAAGUACCUCGCAGACUCGAAGCCUGAACUGGCCGGUGCCAGUACGGGUCUUCAUCCGACCGUUGCUGGGGAUCGCCAGGGCUGGGGGCUGAGCUUCUUGCUAAGCGGGGGCUCUACUGGCCGCUCCGUGAGAACAGCUCAAUGGUCUGGACUCCCAAACCUUUUCUGGUGGUGCGAUCGGGAAAAUGGGGUUGCGGGUAUGGUGUGUGCACAAAUAUUGCCGUUUGGUGAUGCUCAUGUUUUCGAUCUUUUCCAAAGCGUGGAAGGUCUUGUGUAUUGGGCGAAUAAUAGGGCCACUUAG